GCGGCUUCGGUGGAUCCAAUGAGGUGACGCCGCGUUCCGGGCCCGACUGCUGAGAAUGAGCCGGUGAUAAGGGGAACUAAAAACGGUCAAGUGUGACAACAAAGACGCACUGAAUCAAGGCUAGACCAGGAACACUGAUCCCAGAACCCCCCGGAGAGCCCCUGCAUCAGUGCCGGCAGAGAGAAGGUGAGCCCGGGAACAGACUCACCAUGGGAGGGAGGAAGCUGCCACUGGUUGUUCUCGUCUGCCUUGUUCUGGCAAUGUUGCCUUCUGGAGCAGGGACAGUAGCUGUCAUGUCGGUGGACCUGGGCAGUGAGUGGAUGAAAGUCGCGAUAGUGAAACCUGGUGUGCCAAUGGAGAUUGUCCUCAACAAGGAGUCGCGGAGGAAAACCCCCAUUGCUGUAUGUCUGAAGGAAAAUGAAAGACUUUUGGGAGACAGUGCACUAGGAGUGUCUGUGAAGACCCCUAAAACUGUGUAUAGACACCUCCAAAGUCUCCUGGGAAAAAAGCACAAUAACCUCCAGGUAGCGCUCUACCAGAAACGUUUCCCUGAGCACCAGCUGCUGGAGCACCCAGUGAGAGGCACCGUGUACUUUAAAAACUCAGAAGAAACGCAGUUCACUCCUGAGGAGCUGCUGGGGAUGAUGCUCAACUAUUCCCGGGGUCUGGCUCAGGACUUUGCAGAACAACCGGUGAAAGACGCAGUGAUCACGGUCCCGGCCUUCUUCAACCAGGCGGAGCGGCGGGCCGUGCUGCAGGCGGCGCAGAUGGCCGGCCUCAAGGUUCUGCAGCUCAUCAACGACAACACCGCCGUGGCCCUGAACUACGGAGUGUUCAGGAGGAAAGAUAUCGACAAUACAGUCAAGAACAUCAUGUUUUAUGAUAUGGGCUCAGGGAGCACCACGGCCACCAUCGUCACGUACCAGACCGUGAAGACCAAGGAGGCGGGCACCCAGCCCCAGCUGCAGAUCAGAGGGGUCGGGUUUGACCGCGGGUUGGGGGGCUUUGAGAUGGACCUGCGACUCCGGGACCACCUGGCUAAACUGUUCAAUGAGCAGAAGAAGACAAAGAAGGACGUGAGGGAGAACCACCGGGCCAUGGCCAAGCUCCUCAAAGAGGCCCAGAGGCUGAAGACGGUGCUGAGUGCCAACGUGGACUUCAUGUCCCAGGUGGAAGGGUUAAUGGAUGACAUUGACUUCAAAUCUAAGGUGACCAGGACGGACUUUGAAGAUCUGUGUGCGGAUCUGUUCGACAGAGUGCCGGGCCCGGUGCAGGACGCCCUCAGCACCGCAGAGAUGAACCUGGAGGACAUUGAGCAGGUGAUUUUAGUAGGCGGCGCCACCCGCGUCCCCAAGGUUCAGGAAGUGCUGCUCAAAGCCGUGGGGAAAGAGGAUCUGGCGAAGAACAUCAACGCAGACGAAGCAGCAGCCAUGGGAGCGGUGUACCAGGCUGCUGCCCUCAGCAAGGCCUUCAAGGUCAAACCCUUCCUGGUCCGGGACGCAGCCGUCUUCCCCAUCCAGGUGGAGUUCACCCGUGAGUCAGAGGAGGAGGGUAUCAAGACCCUUAAACACAACAAACGUAUCCUCUUCCAGAGGAUGGCGCCCUACCCCCAGCGCAAGGUCAUCACAUUCAACCGCUACAGCGAUGACUUUGCUUUCUACAUCAACUACGGCGACCUGAGCUACCUGAGUCAGGAAGACCUCAGCGUGUUUGGCUCUCUGAACCUGACCACGGUCAAGCUGUCUGGAGUAGGCAACAGCUUCCAGAAGAAUGCAGACGCAGAGUCCAAAGGCAUCAAAGCCCAUUUCAACAUGGAUGAGAGCGGGGUGCUGCUGCUGGACCGGGUGGAGUCUGUGUUUGAAACUAUUGUGGAGGAGAAAGAGGAGGAAUCGACAUUAACUAAACUGGGAAACACUAUUUCCACCUUGUUUGGAGGAGGAUCCUCAGAACCUGCCGCAAAUGUGACAGAACCUGUCCAGGACGAGGAGGAAGUGCCUCCAGAGUCUGACAAGGAGGGCAAGGAGGGCAAGGAGGACAAGGAGGACAAGGAGGACAAGGAGGACAAGGAGGGCAAGGAGGACAAGGAAGACAAGGAAGACAAGGAGGACGAGGCCGAGGAGAAGCAGGACAACUCUGAGAAGAGUUCCGCUGAAGAGAAAGGUCAGGAGAAGACAGAGGAGGCGAGCAGCCAGACUGAUGCUCCGGAGGAAAAGGAUGGAGAGAAAGCUGAGAACACGGAGGCAGAGAAGGAAGCUGAGAGGAAGGCAAAACCUCAGAAAAAGAGCAAGAUCUCUGAAGACGUCACAGCGGAACUCAUCACCAACGACAUCCUUGACCCGACUGCAGAGGAUGUAGCCUCCUCUAAGAAGAAGUUGCAGGAUCUGACAGACAGAGACCUGGCCAAACAGGAGAGGGAGAAGUCCCUCAACAGUCUGGAAGCUUUUAUCUUUGAGACACAGGACAAGCUGUACCAGGAGGAUUACCAGUUGGUGGUGACGGAGGAGGAGAAGGAGCAGAUCUCCAGCAAGCUGAGCGAGGCGUCUGAGUGGAUGGAUGAGGAGGGCUACGCUGCCUCCAACAAGCAGCUGAGGGAGCAACUGUCCCAGCUGAGGAGCCUGUGUAAGGACAUGUUCUUCAAGGUUGAGGAGCGCCGCAGGUGGCCCGAGCGCCUGGCCGCCCUGAACAGCAGACUCAACACCUCCAGCUUCUUCCUGAGGAGUGCCAAACUGAUUCCAGAGGAUGACCAGAUCUUCACUGAAGUGGAGCUGAAUUUGUUAGAAAAAGUGAUCAACGAAACAAUGACGUGGAAAAAUGAGACUGAAGCCGAGCAGGAGAAGCGCUCUCCAAAGGAACGGCCCGUCCUCUUGUCAAAAGACAUCGAGUCCAAAGUGUCCCUGCUGGAGCGGGAGCUCAACUACCUGCUCAACAAGGCCAAGUUUGCCAAGCCCAAAGCCAAAGCCAAGAACAGCACAAGCUCUGAUAAAAGCAGCAAGGCCAACAACACCACCAAGGAGAAGGUCAUCCCCCCCACAGAGGAGAGCGCAGACUCAAAGAGUGAAAGCCCAGAGGAGGUACAGCCAGGGGAAGUCCCGCCCACUGAGGAGAGCGCUACAAACACAGACUCGGACAGCCAAUCACAGCCCACAGAAGAAUCAACAACCACAGGAGCAACAGAGAAGACCCAGCCUGAGAAGCACAUAGAGGAUGAAUUAUAACAGCUGGAACUGGGAAAAAUCACUUUAUUUAUUGAUAGUGUAUAAAUGUUCGCGUUCCUUCUCACUCUGUUUGUUUUUUGUUUAAUUUUGUCCUUUUGUCCUUGUUUAUUGAACCGCUGGAAGAUAAGGAUUGGGGACCACUCAGCUUGUCCCCUUCUUCUUCUGUACUCUCAUCUCCUCCGUCUCAUGGAUUCUAUAAGCUACCGUCACUCAAACACCAAGAAGCAGCACAACCAAAAUAAAGCCCAGAUGAAGGUCCAAAGCACCACCUCACGUCCAACAAACUGCUGAUGGAGAGGAGAUGAGGCCGUGCUGGGCCGUGUUGGGCCGUGUUGAGACCAUCCGGACAUUUGACAGGCCGAGUGUGUGUGUAUUCUCCGGUCUGUCCUCAAUGGACACUUCCUGUCCUACUUUGUCCUCUGCACUGAUUCUGUUUCUGUAGCUGGGAGGUUAGUAUUGGUCUAAAACCUGCAGCUGCUCUUUCCAUGGCCGAGUGGUGGUGAUCACUGACUAUUAAGCUGCUGCUUAAUAGUCCUUUAGAAUUUAUGUUUUUGCUCCAAGCCAGAAUGUAUUUGGCCAAAUAAUUUAUAGAUUUAUUUGUACCAUUUAUACUGUAGUCACUUACAGUAUAUUUAAAACUAUGUGGUAGCGCAGUCAGUUGAAUUUUCAUUUGGUUAAAGAAUCUGUCAUAAAUAUUCAUGGUUUAAUGGUAUAAUAUAGGAGGUCAUUAUAUAUUUACCAACUGGGCUAAAGAGUGGCUGUCAAUUAAGAAAGACUCAAUUCUAUAACCAUGGAAACUAGGUAUAACAUGCAGGUAGAACUGCCUCGUCUAUUAACAUAUGGUGGACCAGCGUGUUUCAAAGCAGAACUACUGAUGGUGGCAGAUCUACUGCCCCCUGCAGCUCAUUCAGAUCUACUGCCCCCUGCUGCUCAUUCAGAGUUUGUUAUUUUCCCAAUUAGUGACUGAAUACAUUCAUGAUAACCUCUCCUUUAAUGUGCAAGGUUCAGACCGUUUGGGUCCCCGCUCCCGCUCCCGCUCCUGUAUGUGUACUCUACUUAUAUGUGUGCCAUCUUUCUGCUGGUGUGGUUGAGUUCUUUCUGAUCCAACAGAAACUUUGAUUGUGUGCCAGGCACAGUGGGCACUCCAUCUUUAACAUUUCAUAAGCUGCUAAACAAUUUAGAGGGGGGGGGGGUCAUUUGUAUCUCACUAUUCUUUACCUGGACAUGCCCUGUGGUGCAGAUGUUGUCUGUUUUCCGCUGGAACGUUUGUGGGGGUUGGGGGUUGGGGGUGCGUCUGUUUGCAGCACUGUGGAUUAUUUGAAGGGGAGAACCGUAGAAAACAAAGUCAGGAAUGGAAGAUGCAAACAAUGUUGUCUUUCUAAACUGUUAAUAAAAACUCUUUUUGUUUUUCA
Molecule: messenger RNA, 4627 nt
Organism: Trematomus bernacchii (emerald rockcod)
Lineage: Eukaryota; Metazoa; Chordata; Actinopteri; Perciformes; Nototheniidae
Gene: hyou1
Product: hypoxia up-regulated 1
Exons: 24
Coding region: 210-3215 (1001 amino acids)
Biological process (GO): negative regulation of hypoxia-induced intrinsic apoptotic signaling pathway; cellular response to hypoxia; endoplasmic reticulum unfolded protein response
Cellular component (GO): endoplasmic reticulum chaperone complex
Molecular function (GO): ATP-dependent protein folding chaperone; ATP binding
Source: RefSeq, a predicted model, not a curated record